AUGGAGUUGCAUUUGCAGCUUCGGGCUUAUGAUGGGAUUCCCUUAUCUUAUCCUUCUCGCUAUCGACAUCUUGUUGGUAGCUUGGUAUAUCUUACUGUUACUCGUCCUGACAUUUCUCACGCUGUGCACAUUCUUAGUCAGUUUGCUGCGGCCCCCACCUCUGUUCAUUAUGGACAUCUUCUCCGGGUACUGCGAUAUCUUCGUGGCACUGCCUCGCAUAGUCUGUUCUACUCACAUCAGUCCGCUCUUCAGCUACAGGCCUAUUCUGAUGCUACUUGGGCCAGCUCCCCUGAUGAUCGGGUCUCAGUCACUGGCUAUUGUAUAUUUCUUGGGUCUUCCCUUAUUGUUUGGAAGACUAAGAAACAGCAGACUGUUGCCAAGUCCAGUGCUAAGUCUGAGGUUCGUGCUUUGGCUUCUACAGUAUAA
This is a messenger RNA of Dioscorea cayenensis subsp. rotundata (Guinea yam), 426 nucleotides long. RefSeq lists its product as uncharacterized. NCBI's taxonomy places the organism in Eukaryota, Viridiplantae, Streptophyta, Magnoliopsida, Dioscoreales, Dioscoreaceae. Bases 1 to 426 code for a protein of 141 amino acids. The record is from RefSeq and is a predicted model, not a curated record. The transcript has a single exon.